This is a messenger RNA of Orcinus orca (killer whale), 9516 nucleotides long. It is a transcript of the gene GMPS, whose product is annotated as guanine monophosphate synthase. The transcript is spliced from 18 exons. The record is from RefSeq and is a predicted model, not a curated record. Gene Ontology annotation, molecular function: ATP binding; GMP synthase activity; GMP synthase (glutamine-hydrolyzing) activity. Lineage: Eukaryota; Metazoa; Chordata; Mammalia; Artiodactyla; Delphinidae. The coding region runs from base 339 to 2438 and encodes 699 amino acids. Gene Ontology annotation, biological process: GMP biosynthetic process. Gene Ontology annotation, cellular component: cytosol.
CUGGAAAGCGUGGGUCUCGGUCAUUGGGCUCCUGCGGCCACGUGAUGGAUUCAGCUAGGUCGGACCCCACCGCCUAAGGUUAACACGGUUCAACCUUUGAAGCCCGGGCGACGCUGUGAGGGCUCGUCACUAGGCUUGGUUGACACCAUCAAUCCAUUUUUGUUCCUUUGCUGGUAUCCUGUUUUUCCAUUUGGAAGCUUGUGGAGUUUUCUUUUUUUUUUCAGAGUUCAGAAUUUUCACCAGAAUGUGUGAAGGUGGAUGUUAAUGCAAUUCUCCUAUUGGUUACCACACUGUUCUCUGGAUUGUUCACUCAGACCUAUCAAGAGAACACAGUCUCCAUGGCUUUAGAAAGUUCAAGUAUCCAUUUUUCACCUCGAAGAAAGCUGGAGAAUGCCGGAGGAGACCUUAAGGAUGGCCACCACCACUAUGAAGGAGCUGUUGUCAUUCUGGAUGCGGGUGCUCAGUAUGGGAAAGUCAUAGACCGGAGAGUGAGGGAACUGUUUGUGCAGUCUGAAAUCUUCCCCUUGGAAACACCAGCAUUUGCCGUAAAAGAGCAAGGAUUCCGUGCUAUUAUCAUCUCUGGAGGACCUAAUUCCGUGUAUGCAGAAGAUGCUCCCUGGUUUGAUCCAGCAAUAUUCACUAUUGGCAAGCCUGUUCUUGGAAUUUGCUAUGGCAUGCAGAUGAUGAAUAAGGUAUUUGGAGGUACUGUGCACAAAAAAAGUGUUAGAGAAGAUGGAGUCUUCAGUAUUAGUGUGGAUAACACAUGCUCAUUAUUCAGGGGCCUUCAGAAGGAAGAAAUUGUUUUGCUUACCCAUGGAGAUAGUGUAGACAAAGUAGCCGAUGGAUUCAAGGUUGUGGCACGUUCUGGGAAUAUUGUGGCAGGUAUAGCAAAUGAAUCUAAAAAAUUAUAUGGAGCCCAGUUCCACCCUGAAGUUGGCCUUACAGAAAAUGGGAAAGUAAUACUGAAAAAUUUCCUUUUCGACAUCGCUGGGUGCAGUGGGACCUUCACUGUGCAGAACAGAGAACUUGAGUGCAUUCGAGAGAUCAAAGAGAGAGUCGGCACAUCAAAAGUUUUGGUUUUGCUCAGUGGUGGAGUAGACUCAACAGUUUGUACAGCUUUGUUGAAUCGUGCUUUGAACCAAGAGCAAGUCAUUGCUGUGCACAUUGAUAAUGGCUUUAUGAGAAAACGAGAAAGUCAGUCUGUUGAAGAGGCCCUCAAAAAGCUUGGAAUUCAAGUCAAAGUGAUAAAUGCUGCUCAUUCUUUCUACAAUGGAACAACAACUCUACCAAUAUCAGAUGAAGACAGAACUCCACGAAAGAGAAUUAGCAAAACCUUAAAUAUGACUACGAGUCCUGAGGAGAAAAGAAAAAUCAUUGGGGAUACUUUUGUUAAGAUUGCCAAUGAAGUAAUUGGAGAAAUGAACCUGAAACCAGAGGAGGUUUUCCUUGCCCAAGGUACUUUACGGCCUGAUCUAAUUGAAAGUGCAUCCCUUGUUGCAAGUGGCAAAGCUGAACUCAUCAAAACCCAUCAUAACGACACAGAGCUUAUCAGAAAGUUGAGAGAGGAGGGAAAAGUCAUAGAACCUUUGAAAGAUUUUCAUAAAGAUGAAGUAAGAACCUUAGGCAGAGAACUUGGACUUCCAGAAGAGUUAGUUUCCAGGCAUCCAUUCCCAGGUCCAGGCCUGGCAAUCAGAGUAAUAUGUGCUGAGGAACCUUAUAUCUGUAAGGAUUUUCCUGAAACCAACAAUAUUUUGAAAAUAGUAGCUGAUUUUUCUGCAAGCGUUAAAAAGCCACAUACACUAUUACAGAGAGUCAAAGCCUGCACAACAGAAGAGGAUCAGGAGAAGCUGAUGCAAAUUACAAGUCUGCAUUCACUGAAUGCCUUCCUGCUACCAAUUAAAACUGUGGGUGUGCAGGGUGACUGUCGUUCUUAUAGUUAUGUGUGUGGAAUCUCCAGUAAGGAUGAGCCUGACUGGGAAUCUCUUAUUUUCCUGGCUAGACUUAUACCUCGCAUGUGUCACAACAUUAACAGAGUUGUCUAUAUAUUUGGCUCACCAGUUAAAGAACCUCCUACAGAUGUUACUCCCACUUUCUUGACAACAGGGGUGCUCAGUACUUUACGCCAAGCUGAUUUUGAGGCCCAUAACAUUCUCAGGGAGUCUGGGUAUGCUGGGAAAAUCAGCCAGAUGCCGGUGAUUUUGACACCUUUACAUUUUGAUCGGGACCCACUUCAGAAGCAGCCUUCAUGCCAGAGAUCCGUGGUUAUUCGAACCUUUAUUACUAGUGAUUUCAUGACUGGUAUACCUGCAACCCCUGGCAAUGAGAUCCCUGUAGAGGUGGUGUUAAAGAUGGUCACUGAGAUUAAGAAGAUUCCUGGUAUUUCUCGAAUUAUGUAUGACUUAACAUCAAAGCCCCCAGGAACUACUGAGUGGGAGUAAUAAACUUCUUGUUCUACUAAAGUUCCGUGUGCAGAUUAAAUUGAUUAGAAACUAUUCCCAGUAUUGACAUGCAGUACUGUCAAAACAGUUACUGGAGCAACUACAUCACAUCUGAGUUCUCUGCAGCAAAAAUCUACGGCUUAAGAGCUGAGUUGGGGAUAACUAAAAGGGACUGAAGAGUUUGUAUGGGUAUAAUCAAAGCACCAUUGCCUACACUCAGACACUGACACUGCUUUUGCCUUUACCUCUGCCUCACUUGUUCUUUAUGUAUAAACUCACUGUUGCUAUUGAUGUCUCUGUCAUCGAAGAUGUAUGGGAGUGGGUGAGUCUGGGGGCUGGUAAUGGACUUCUGUCCCCUUGCCAGUUUCUAAGAGAUGUUAGAAACACCAUUAUUUACCAGUGUGACUUAGUAUGUAUUCCUUAUGGAGAAUCUGCGUUUCCUGUAAAGUAACCUCAUUCCUCCAAAGGUUCUGGGAAGGGGUCAACAUAUCAGAUAAAGGUUUAGGUGGGCUAUUCCAUCCACUUUUGCUGGACACGGGGGCCCUAAAAUGGUAAGCUACCUUAAGAUGGAAAAGCACCAGGAAUUUGUUGAAGUACUUUGAAUUUUAUGUCAUUACAGCCAUGGGAGGAAGGAACUACGAGUAGUCUCAGUUUAAAGUGUUUUCAAGUCAUGCUCCAUGUUGCAUACUGUCAACCUGUUCAUUGGUAAGGAGCUUUAUCCUCCCAGCCUUAUUGCCGGCUCCCAUAGCCUUGUAGAGGAAGUUUCUGUUCUCUCCCCAGAAGAGACUGUCUUUGGUCUAGCAUAGAUAAAGUUCAAGCAUUUUAAUCUUGUUUGGUCCGAGGAGCAGCUCUGAGAUCACAGAAACCAUCGUGCACGCCCACAACUUACAAAUGCAUGCCUGCAGUAAUCUCGUAAAGAGUUGUAAAAUGAACUCUUAGAUGUAAUCUAUAGAUACAUUUUUUUAUGCACUGCUCAGAAGAUUGUGACCAGUCUUGGCUCGUGCGAAGUAUUGCCAAACUUUGUACUCCUUUCUGCCAGCUGUAAGAGAAGAUUUAAGAACUGGUGUAGGACUGUUUGCCAUUGCCACCAGUUUCUAACAGAUGCUUUUAUAACAUUCAUAAAAAUAGACAGUACUAGGUUUGAAUUCUGCAGCCAUUUCUCUCUCAGUAUUUUAGCUGAUGUUACUAUUUUAAAAUGUUACCAUGGGGCUUCCUUGGUGGCGCAGUGGUUGAGAGUCUGCCUGCCGAUGCAGGGGACAAGGGUUCGUGCCCUGGUCUGGGAGGAUCCCACAUGCCGCAGAGCAGCUAGGCCCAUGAGCCAUGGCCGCUGAGCCUGCGCGUCUGGAGCCUGUGCUCCGCAACGGGAGAGGCCCCAACAGUGAGAGGCCCGUGUACUGCAAAAAAAAAAAAUGUUACCAUGUUUGUCUCAUACCAGUUCCAUCUCAGGUUGCUGCCUCUUACCUAAUCUUCAAGAUCUUUUGUAUUAAUCAGGUAUACAAUUUUGUUUGGGAUUCAGUGUUACGUAAGUAAUAAAAUUACACAUGGCAGAAGUCUUCCUUUCAUUCUGUUUGGCACAGGGUAUAAGAAAACUGUGUUGCUGAACCAGCAAGGGAAGAGCUUCUGACUGCUGUAACAGGUAUCUGUAUCUGAGAGACAGGAGUAUUUGAUUUCUACAAAACUUGAUGAGUUCAUUCUCUGUCCUAAUGAUGAGGAACUCAUAAUGGCUUUUUGCAAAAAGGGUAUAUUAGUGGUCUGGCCUUAACAGAUUUGGAGGCAUGUUAUUUUAGAGCUGGAAUAGACAACUUAAAAAAGGCUUAUAAACAUUUGUGUUUAGUGAAAAGAAUUCCUCUUCUAGAAAAAGUGUCUUAUGAUUUUGUAUUCAAGCAAAUAAUAGGAAUCUAGGAAGACUUUUUUCCUAAAGUAUAUUCUGUGGAACACUGUUGCACAGAGAUAAAGGGUUAGGUGAUCAUAUAAGUUUGGAAAGUGCUGCUCACUUGUCCUUCCAUCUUGGAGAUUUAUGGUAUACGUUAUUUUCAAAGCUCUGAGAAAUUUUGAAGUUAGAAACAAUUGUUUUUUAACUUAAUGUUUUCCUGAUAUUUGUUCACUAAACUCCUUUUAUAUAAUCCUUCUUAAAACUGUAAAAAUGGUUUCUCCAAAACACUUCUCGACAUGAUAUAGUAAAAAAAAAAAAAAUCUAGAAUUCAGAGAUUUCUUAAUAUUUAGUACCCUCUCUUCCUUUGCAAAGAACUUUUUGCUUUGUGCCAUAUAGUAUUACUCUAUACCUUCACAGUAUUUCAUCUGAGGACCUGAGAAAAGUUAAGGUUGCAGUUCCAUUUUACAGUUAAGGAAACAAGCUCAGCUUAGUAAUGGCUACCUGAAGAGUUUCAGAAUUAAAUGUAGGGUUUCCCAGUUAUUCUUUUUUAAAGUGAAUUUUGGCACCUAAAAUUAUAUAAACUUACUGGAUGGUUAUUUUUAAUCAAGGCUUAGAACAGUGGCUCCCUGUCUAAUAACAUUCAUCAUUGGUUAUCCUUGACAGCUCAUGACUGCUUUCCCAACACUCACCACUUACCUGGGAGUAUAUUCUAUCUAAUAAAUAUAUUUUGUUUCUUUGUACCUAUAGAAGGAGGAAGGCAGGUUAGUGAAAGCAUCAUUUAUUCUUAAGAUUGGUGGGCACAAAAGAAACUUGAGAACCAGAUAACCUUGCCCCAGCUUUGUGGCCCAAUCUGUGAUCAUCAGCUCUGUUAGAAGUAGCAACCCGGCAUAAUUGCUGAGAGUAGGUCUUUAGAUGUAUCUGGGAGAUAGGGUUACCCGAGUUUCCCAUCUUUUGCCACUCCUUUAUCCUAAGAUAGGUGCAUGCAUGUAGCCAAACAAGCAUCAUAAAAGUUUGUUUCCUUGCUAUGUUUGGGCUUAUCCCCUGAUAGCCCAUUUUAUUGAGUAACGAAUCAAACCUCUAGAGCAGGGGUCCUCAACCCCUGGGCCGCGGACUGCUACCAGUCUGUGGCCUGUUAGGAACCGGGCCGCACAGCAGGAGGUGAGUGGCGGGCGAGCGACCGAAGCUUCAUCUUCCGCUCCCCAUCGCUCCCAUUGCUUGCAUUACUGGCUGAACCAUCCCCAGCCCGUCUGUGGAAAAAUUGUCUUCCACGAAACCGGUCCCUUGUGCCAGAAAGGUUGGGGACCGCUGCUCUUGAGAAUGAGGACAUUCGGAGUAGGUAGGUAGGGCCAUUCAUCUUUAGUGCUUUGUGUUGCCAUUAAACAGCUGUGUGAACUUGGUCAUUUCUGUGUUUUUUUAACAUGUAAGAUGAGGCAGUUGAAUUAUAUUUAUAUCAAAUCCAGCUCUAAAUUCUUAUUUUAUAAAUAACAAGAAAAAACAUAGCAGGAGAUAGAAUGGAGAAAUGGGAUAGUUUUAAGUGCUUUUAACAUCAGAUAUGACCCGGCCAAAAGUAAACAUUAAAAUAUUGUAAAAUCAGAUAUUAAUUACCAUUUUUUGAACCUGAGGCAUAGAUCAAGGUUUGACCACUUGAGAAUCUUCUGUUGUGACCGUGACACUUGGAAGAUACUCAUCAACAACAUGUUCCUAGGCGCAAUCUCUUUACGUGUUUUUGGAAAAGUUAACAAGAGUAUGCUUUGGCUUUGAGACCAGUGAAAAGUCUCCCAUACUCAACUUAUAUAUAGCUAAUUGUUGGCAAAGCUAGCAUCCAGGUUUUCUGCUCUCUACAUUGAAGAGGUAAUGCUCCAAGGCCCUUCAAGGCAAGGCUUAACAGGAAGUUCUCAGUGUGUAAUUGACCAUCAGGGAUAAGUGUAUUUCCAAGGUGUUUGUCAUCUUCUUACAGCUAAGUGAGUAUUAGUUUCUGAAAAUAGUACUGUCUCUCAGAAAUCUUCUGAAACUCUCAUGCCCAAUGUUAUAUCUCUGUUUCUUCCUACCUUUCCAAACAGCUCCCUUUCCUACUCCUAACACCCUCCUCCUCUCUCCCCCUCUCCUGAAUUCUCAUUGGAAUGUGGUGAGAACACACCUUAGCUAUUACCUCAGUAGAUGCUUCUUUCAUUGGCCCCCAAUUAGAAUUUUUUUGGACUGUUCGUAGUAGUAUUUAUUUAUUUAUUUUUGUUUUUUUACUUUUACUCAUUCUUUUUUUUUUUUAAUUUUUAUUGAGGUAUAGUUGAUUUACCAUGUUGUUGUAGUUUCAGGUGUACAGCAAAGUGAAUUUGUUAUAUAUCCACUCUUUUUUAGAUUCUAUUCCCAUAUAGGCCAUUACAGAGUAUUGAGUAGAGUUCCCUGUGCUAUGCAAUAGGUCCUUAUUAGUUAUCUGUUUUAUAUAUGGUAGUGUGUAUGUGUCAGCCCCAAUCUCCCAAUUUACCCCUCCCCCUCCCUUUAACCCCGGUAACCAAGUUUAAUUUCUACAUCUGUAACUCUAUUUCUGUUUUGUAAAUAAGUUCAUUUGUAGCCUUUUAUUAGAUUCCACAUAUAAGCGAUAUCAUAUAUUUGUUUUUCUUUUCUGACUUACUUCACUCAGUAUAACAAUGUCUAGGUCCAUCCAUGUUGCUGCAAAUGGCAUUAUUUCAUUCUCUUUUAUGGCUAAUAUUCCAUUGUAUAUAUGUACCACAUCUUCUUUAUCCAUUUCUCUGUUAAUGGACAUUUAGGUUGCUUCCAUGUUCUGGCUAUUGUAAAUAGUGCUGCAGUGAACAUUGAGGUGUAUGUAUCUUUGAAUUAUGGUUUUCUCCAGAUAGAUGCCCAGUAGUGGGAUUGCUGGAUCAUAUGGUAGCUCUAGUUUUUUAAGGAACCUCCAUACUGUUCUCCAUAGUGGCUGUACCAGUUUACAUUCCCACCAACAGUAAUGAAAAUAAAAACAAAAAUAAACAAAUGGGACCUAAUUAAACUUAAAAGCUUUUGCACAGCAAAGGAAACCAUAAACAAAACAAAAAGACAAACCUCAGGAUAGGAGAAAAUAUUUGCAAAUGAAGCAAGCGACAAGGGAUUAAUCUCCAAAAUAUACAAACAGCUUAUGCAGCUCAAUAUCAAAAAAACAAACAACCCAAUCAAAAAAUGGACAGAAAAUCUACAUAGACAUUUCUCCAAAGAAGACAUAGAGAUGGUUAAAAAGCAAAUGAAAAGAUGCUCAGCAUCACUAAUGAUUAGAGAAAUGCAAAUCAGAACUACAGUGAGGUAUCACCUCACACUGGUCAGAAUGGCCAUCAUCAAAAAAUCUACAAAUAAUAAAUGCUCUAGAGGGUGUGGAGAAAAGGGAACUCUCUUGCACUGAUGGUGGGAAUGUAAACUGGUACACCCAAUUAGAGUUUAAUAGGGAACUGAAUACAAGUUUGAUGUCUCCACCCUUGGAAAGUACCCCUUUGUCCUUACUGAGGUAGUUUAGCCACACAGAUAAUGUAGGAAACCAUGGAAUCUUUUUCAUCAGUGUAGGGCCUGACAACAAUAAUGAUGGCAUCCUUGGCUUUUAUAUUUCCAAACAUUUCAUUUAAUGACAAAAGAUUUGAAAUCCCCCAAAGAUUGCCAAAAUGCCAGCACCCACCCUAGUCAUAUAUUGAAGAUGCCCAGGUAUACCACCCAAAUCUAACCUUUUUCAGUGAUUCUCAACCCUGGAUGCCUGCUGUUACUACUUGAGAAGUUAACUCUGUAUAACACCCAGACCCCACAAUCAGUUAAAUUAGAAUCUUGGUGAGGCCCAAGCAUUGACAGUUGAAAAUCUCCCAGCUGGAAUAAGUUGUUAUUGAGGGACAUACCUGGCCUUUCUAAUUAUAGCUUAAAAUCUUUGUUAAACCUGUAGGUGAGAAGAGAAGGCCCUAGGUACUGUCUUGGUGAAGAUCCGUAUAACUAAAGUAGUUCAAAGCUAGGGACCGGACUCUGGAACUGAUUCUACCUAUACAGGUUAUCCCCACUAUCCAAAAGUAGAGCUUUCCUAUGAAACCUUUUAGGCAAAAUGUCGUAAAGCAAAGAAGCAAUCACCUUAGGACACAUCUGGCUAAUGAUGUACGAAAUAAAUCCAGAUAAAGCACAGAUGCUCACAGACAGAGUUCAAAGCCAUGGCAGCCAGGUGCUGAGUGUAGUUCGAAGGGAAGGAGCUUGGGACCGCCACUCUUGCUGCUUGAGGUGUGCGCUGCCUCUGUAUCAGCUCACUGCAGAACAAACGCAGAACGCUAUUUUCACUUUUCAUCCUUUUUCCUAAAAGCAAAAAUCCUUUUCCAACUUCUUUCGGUUUGUGAAAACAGGAACUACUGUCGGUCUUUCACAAAAGUGUAGUGGUGUAAAGUGAACUUUCAAAAAGCAAGGAAUACCUGUACUGUCUUGUAGGUCAGACACUUCAUGGGCCCGUUUGGUAUUACUCAGGGUAGCUGACAUAGAUGUUACCCCCUUUGAGGUCUGUGCAGCAACUACACAGGCUUUUCUCUUUCAACCUCUUUUUUCCUACUCCUUUUGCUUUUCGUCAAAGAGGAGAAAUCCACCCCUAUGCUGCAGCCAAGUCUCCAAAUUGGACUUUAGCCAGAUUAUGAAACUGAGACUGAGCUAUUACUCAGAAAGCCUUCUGGAGCCAUGUCAUUUCAAUAUAAUUCUCUACAAAGCUAGAGAUUACCUACCUGUAACCUCAGUUUCCUGAAUGAAAUCUUUUGAGCAGUUCCAUCUUAAUUUACCCAUUUAGGGUCUUUGUUCACUGGUGAAUCCUGUGGCAUCCCUUGACCUUGUUAAUGACCCCUGAAUUAGCAAAAUCAGGAGACUCGGGGUGGGGGGGGAGUUUGGCUAUUUCUUGGGUAUACUAAGUUCAGUAGCUCCAAAAUCCUCUGAGUGUUGCAGGAAGCCUGAACCUUGACUGAUCCAAGUAGAGUAUAUACCUUUGGAGAAUACAGAUGUUUAAGGUAAGUAAUUUUCUGUUUUUGAAUCUACUAUGACCAUUGUUAACAACCUUAUGAUAUUAAAUGAAGACGUGAAUGUAACCUUUUGAAGAAAUUUUUUUAUAAAGAAAUAUUUUGUUAACCGGAGUAACUAGUGUAGUUGUAAAAUCACUAUGUAAUUGUUCAUGGUAUACUGAAAUGUCUAUUGUGUGUUGUGGUAAUAAAGUUGGCAUAAAAUAGC